Molecule: messenger RNA, 1479 nt
Organism: Penicillium oxalicum
Lineage: Eukaryota; Fungi; Ascomycota; Eurotiomycetes; Eurotiales; Aspergillaceae
Gene: met2
Product: homoserine O-acetyltransferase
Exons: 2
Coding region: 1-1479 (492 amino acids)
Biological process (GO): L-homoserine metabolic process
Molecular function (GO): homoserine O-acetyltransferase activity
Source: RefSeq, a predicted model, not a curated record
AUGGUUGCCGAAAUCAGCAGUUCAGCUGCUACGAAGUUCCAGAGAGUCGAUGCCCAGCCGGAGAACCCCUAUGCGGCACUGAUUGAGGAUCAAUCCAUUGCCAUUGUCCCGUCAUUUACACUCGAAUCUGGUGUCACUCUGUACAAUGUACCUGUCGCUUAUACUACGCGCGGUGUUCUUUCGCCCAACGGCGACAAUGUCUUGGUGAUCUGCCAUGCACUUAGCGGCAGCGCCGAUGUCGCUGACUGGUGGGGACCGCUCCUCGGAGGACCCGGCCAGGCUUUUGACGUGACCCGAUUUUUUGUCGUCUGCUUGAACAGCCUGGGCAGUCCUUAUGGCAGUGCGAGUGCCGUCACUUACAAAGAUGGAAGGCCCGAGAGCGGCUAUUAUGGGCCUGAGUUCCCUCUCACCACUGUUCGAGAUGACGUGAAUAUUCACAAGCUUGUUCUGGACGACCUCGGUGUCAAGCAGAUUGCUGCAGUGGUUGGUGGCUCGAUGGGUGGUAUGCUCACACUGGAGUAUUCCUUCUUUGGCAAAGACUAUGUCCGCGCUAUUGUUCCUAUCGCGACAUCUGCUCGUCAUUCUGCAUGGUGCAUCAGCUGGGGUGAAGCGCAACGGCAAAGCAUCUACAGUGAUCCCAAGUAUGACGAUGGAUACUACCCGUUCAACGACCCACCAGCAACUGGUCUCGGAGCUGCUCGUAUGUCUGCGCUGCUCACGUAUCGCAGUCGAAACUCGUUCGAGUCACGAUUUGGACGCAACGUUCCUGACCCCACAAGACGUCUCAACAUCAAUGGCACUGAAAGAUUACCCAGCCCACCCAACGAGCAUUGGGCUAUCCAUAACGACGGUCACCGCGGUGGAACGACCUCUCGCUCGGAGAGCCGACAACAAUCCCCUGUUCCCCAAAGCGACGUCCAGUACAUGGACCCGCAAUUCUCGGGCACAAAGACAUUCUCAGCACCCACGCCAACCAAAGCUGACGGACGCCCACGGCCACCCACCUACUUCUCGGCACAAUCAUACCUCCGUUACCAGGGAGACAAGUUUGUGAAGCGCUUUGACGCCAACUGUUACAUCGCGAUGACCCGAAAGCUCGACACUCACGACGUGUCCCGGCAUCGCGCAAGCCCCGAUGCUGAGAAUCCUGUGCGGGAAGCUCUUUCAAAAGUCGAGCAACCGGCACUCGUCCUCGGUAUCGAAUCCGAUGGCUUAUUCACAUUUGCUGAACAGCAAGAGAUUGCUGCCGGCAUUCCGGACUCGCGCUUGGAGCGCAUCGACAGUCCCGAAGGACAUGACGCCUUUUUGCUUCAGUUCGAGCAAGUCAACCGCCACAUUGUGGCCUUCUUCCAUGAAGUCCUCCCUGACAUUAUGAGUCAGUCCAAUGUUGAUGGAGCCGCUGCGGUUGCCAGUGUCACCAAAUUGACUAAGAGUAGUACGUUUGGUGAGGCUGAGGUGGAGGAUAUCACUGCGUGGUAA